This is a messenger RNA of Etheostoma spectabile (orangethroat darter), 1566 nucleotides long. It is a transcript of the gene siae, whose product is annotated as sialic acid acetylesterase. The record is from RefSeq and is a predicted model, not a curated record. Bases 1 to 1551 code for a protein of 516 amino acids. Gene Ontology annotation, biological process: carbohydrate metabolic process. The transcript is spliced from 10 exons. Gene Ontology annotation, molecular function: sialate O-acetylesterase activity. NCBI's taxonomy places the organism in Eukaryota, Metazoa, Chordata, Actinopteri, Perciformes, Percidae.
AUGACUUUUUCAGACAGAGUUUUGCAGCAAAGUGUUAACGUGGGCUGUCUUCUUGUAAUGGCAAUUAUUCUGUGUGUUGCCUUUUUACUUGUAGCUUCUAUUCACGACUGUGAUAGCAACCUGCGCUUUGCCUCCUACUAUGGAGAUCACAUGGUGCUGCAGAAGUCUCCAGAGAGAGCUGUGCUGUGGGGCUAUGGCCCUGAGGGUGCACUGGUGACCCUCUACUUGUCAGGACCAUUCGAACAGAAAACCUCACCGGUCACUGUGACAAAAGGUAUUUGGCAAGUCACUCUUGACCCUGUCGAAGCAGGUGGUCCCUACAAUGUGACAGCAACCGUUCAGAACAACAAAGCCACUCUGACAGAUGUGCUGUUUGGAGAUAUUUGGCUUUGUGGAGGGCAGAGCAACAUGUGGUUAAAAACAUCUGAGAUUUUCAAUGCUUCAGAGGAGCUGGACCUUGCAGCAAAGUUUCCCCAUGUGAGGACCUUUAUGGCAUCCUUGGAACGGAGUGAAACUGAGCUUACUGAUUUAAUUAAAGUGGAACUCCCCUGGUCUGUGCCACCAGCAAAUGUGUCAGAGUUCUCUGCAGUGUGCUGGCUUUUUGGACGUUACUUGUAUAUGACGCUGCAGUACCCCAUUGGACUGGUGGAGUCCUGUUGGGGAGGCACACCUGUCGAAGCCUGGUCAUCGUCAAGAGCACUGCAGCAGUGUGGACUACAACAAACUAACGGUCCUAAGGACAAUUCUGUCCUGUGGAAUGCAAUGAUCCACCCGCUGCUCACUAUGACCAUCAAAGGUGCCAUCUGGUACCAAGGGGAAUCAAAUGCAGACUAUCAUCAAGAGAAGUACAGCUGUUCUUUCCCAGCUAUGAUUGAUGACUGGAGGAUGGCGUUUCACCUGGGCUCAGGGGGGCAGACUGCUCACGACUUCCCCUUUGGAUUUGUCCAGCUGUCCACCAAUGAAAAAGGCUCCACUAGUGACGCCUUUCCAAACAUCCGCUGGCACCAGACAGCAGACACCGGCUAUGUCCCAAAUGCCCGGAUGCAGAAAACCUUUAUGGCCGUGGCUUUGGAUUUACCAGAUGAAACCUCACCUCUUGGCACGAUCCAUCCCCGAGACAAGCAGGAUGUAGCCUACAGACUGACAUUGGGAGCAAGGGCCGUGGCUUAUAAUGAGAAGGAUGUGUCAUUUCUUGGACCUUUUCCUUACACAAUCAUGGCCACUAAAAUGUAUGUCAACGUUACUUACGACCAGAAAGUCUCUGUCACACCAUCUAAUGACACCUUUGAGAUCUGUUGCUCAGAGACUAAAAAUCCACGUGGGCCUAAGUCUCGCUGGGUUCCAGCUCCCAUCGUGCAGCAGGGUCCGAUCAGUGUCCAGCUAUCUGCUCAUUUGUGUGCACUUACUGAGGAAGUAGCUGCCCUCAGAUAUGCAUGGAGGGACUGGCCCUGUGACUUUAAAGCCUGUCCAAUCUACAGCAGCAGUAGGAUUUUACCUGCGCCUCCUUUUACUUUCAACCUUUAUUCUGCCAAAGAAAAUCAGAAACUGUAAGAAGACAACGUGAUG